Molecule: messenger RNA, 798 nt
Organism: Scaptodrosophila lebanonensis
Lineage: Eukaryota; Metazoa; Arthropoda; Insecta; Diptera; Drosophilidae
Product: serine protease SP24D
Exons: 2
Coding region: 5-772 (255 amino acids)
Biological process (GO): proteolysis
Molecular function (GO): serine-type endopeptidase activity
Source: RefSeq, a predicted model, not a curated record
AAACAUGAGAUUCUCUGCUUGUCUCGCAUUGUUAUUUACUCUGCUUUUUAAUACGUGCCAGGGAGCACCCCAGGCCCGUAUUGUGGGUGGUGACGAUGCCGUGUUGGGCCAGUUCCCCUACCAGGCAUCGCUGUCCAUUGGAGGGUCCUACAAUUGUGGGGCAGUUAUUAUAGCCGAGCGAUAUGCCCUGACUGCCUUAGGUUGUGUUUGCUCAAAGGGCAGUGACAAACCUUGGCCACCACAGCUGUUCCAGGUAGCAGCGGGAACUGUGGACCUUUACACUGGCGGCCAGCGAAUUACUGUCGAGGAAAUUCUUGUGAAUCCCAACUAUAUUGAACUGGAAAUCGGAGUGGCGCUAUUGCGACUUCGUGAGCCCAUGGUCUUCAACGAGUAUGUAAAUGCCGUGCCUUUAGCCCGUCAGAAUCCACCGGAGGGCGUGACCAUUGAAGUUUCCGGCUGGGGUCGUCAGAAGGACACUGAUGAGAAUAUGUACCGCACGUUGCAGUUGAACGAUGAGACCGUGCUGCCGGUGCAAGACUGCCGCGUCGUGAGCGACGAGGGCGACUUGUUGCCCCUCAAUGAGCAGGUGCUCUGCCUGGGACAUGCGCGCAAGAACGGCAUUUGCCGCGGCGACUUUGGCGGUCCCGCCGUAUAUGGUCAGCAGUUGGUGGGCCUGGCAGCCGAUACGCUGGGCGAGUGUGGCAGCAUGAUGCCCGAUCGCUUCAUCAGCAUAGCAGCCAAUUACGAGUGGAUCAUUGAAAAUAUGGAAUAAAACGUUCAGAGCUUGCAGCAACGAAA